AUGGAUAAACUUCGUAUAUACUCAUAUAUAAAAACUCGUUGGUUAUUAGGUUUAACUGCUACACAAGUUCAUAAUGAAUUAACUGCUGGCUAUAGACCAGGUGUUGUUUCAUAUAAUGGCCUUGAACUUUAUCGAGCUUUCUACGAUUUGAAUACUCGUAUAAAUAAUAUUCUAAAUUGUAUAUCAAAUAUCAGUUUUCAACCGAAUUCUCCAACGGAUGCUAAUGAUCCAUUCGUCAAGCGAUUUGCUCGACGUGUCGUUCACCUAAAAGUUUAUCGACCGGAUUAUGUUGAUGCAACUCGUUUUUCGAACGUUCAUUCACUAGAAUUUUAUGAUUUUCUAUCUCAACAACAAUUGACACAGAUUCGACAUGAAUAUUUUACUCAUCUUGUGUAUCUUCGAAUGGGUUAUAUAGAAGACUCUGAUAUUGCAUCGAUUUUCUUUCAAAUGAUUUUUUCCAAUGGAUUUCCAUCUUUGUAUAAAUGUAUUUUGGAUGAACUUACUCCACCUGAUUCGAAUCAUCGAUGGUUGAGUUCACCUUCAAUUCGCUCGCUCAUCAUUGAUGGAUUUGCUUUACCUGUUUAUUCAUUUAUACUUACUUCUUGUUCAAAUUUGACUCAUCUACAUUGGUCGAGAAUACUAUGCACAGAUGUAGACAUUGAAGCGGUUCCUAUUCGACAUACUCAUCUGAAACGUCUUUACAUUCGAACAAUAAAUAUUCGAAACGUCGAAACUAUUCUUAGUCAUGUGCCUAAUCUUAAUCGACUACAUAUUGUUUCCGAUUGGUUUCGUGGAAAUAAUUGUCGACCACUCGAUUUCAAACAAUUAGCUCAUAUUCUAGUUCGAUGUGUUCCUUGUUUACAACAUUUCGAUUGUGAAACAAUGGAACGAAAUCCAACUGAUAUUGAUACUAUUCCUGAAUUUCAUCUAUGUUUCAGACGCAUUCAAACUGAACUAGUGCCUGAUGGUCGUACACGAUUUUUCACCAUCGAACGAAGUACUUUAUGA
This is a messenger RNA of Rotaria sordida, 1008 nucleotides long. The record is from the annotation of a GenBank genome assembly. NCBI's taxonomy places the organism in Eukaryota, Metazoa, Rotifera, Eurotatoria, Philodinida, Philodinidae.